Messenger RNA from Cucurbitaria berberidis CBS 394.84, 2329 nucleotides. RefSeq lists its product as uncharacterized. The coding region runs from base 118 to 1851 and encodes 577 amino acids. The record is from RefSeq and is a predicted model, not a curated record. NCBI's taxonomy places the organism in Eukaryota, Fungi, Ascomycota, Dothideomycetes, Pleosporales, Cucurbitariaceae. The transcript is spliced from 2 exons.
GCUCCAGCGAGCAAUUCGCCAUCAGGCUGGUGGAUAUAUAGGUUCUUAACCAGAAAAUAAUCACGAUCAAACAUCAGAAAACGCAAAAAGCAAAGCGAGCGACGCUUGAAAGUUACAAUGUCAUCCAACCAUACCUACGAGCGCCCCGGACUCAACAACAUCACCAAUGUUGGCAGUUGGGAACCUCAGCCAAGGUUGAUGUCGCCCUUCGAACCCAGCAAGGUCAAAAGGAUGAAUCCAAAUACACGUACGCUUUUCUCGCCUCCCGAGGCAUUCGGCAUGCAUCAUCUAGCCAACGAGUAUUCGAGCAAAGCUCCAUCUCAGUCACCAAACCUUACAAACUGGACAUCGCCCAUCGCAGACCCAGGCCAGUACAAGAACAAUAUGGACUGGUGGCAUCCCACAGACGCUGGAUGGCCACAGCCAGGACAGCCGCAGACACCGAAUAGCUUCAACUUCGGGGUCAACCAGGCAAAUAAUUUCCACAAUAGACAGCCGCAGCCGUUUUCCUACACUGCUCCCGGAAGCUUGCCGACACCCCCACCUACACAGCAGCUACCUUACGAUGCGCAGGCACGGCGACUUCAGCAGAUGCCUGCUGCGAACUUUGCGGCUCUCUCAACUGGCCAUCAGCUUCCCCACAGCGCACUACCGCAGGCGUUUCCAUACAUGGCUUCGGGCAACUUCCUAGCACUCCCACCUGCACAGCAGCUACCUUACGAUGCGCAAGUACGGCAACUUCAGCAGAUGCCUCUGGCCAAAUUCGGUCUUCCUUCACCUGGAAAUCGCUUUCCUCAAGCGGGAGAAAUGGUUCGGACAACGACAUAUAGCAAUCGCGUUCCUCAAGCUAGGCAAAAUAGUCGAAUGACGGAAUAUAACACACAACAGCCAGCCUCUAUUACCAGCCAAAGGAACCAACUGCUACAUUUAUCAUCAUUAGUCCCUUCAUCAGAUACCCAACAGAAACAGAUUAAUCCUCAUUCAUUGGCCUCAAAUGUCAGCCCCAAGUCUCAGAUACCAACGCCUCCUCGCCAGGCUCAGGGCUUACCAUCGCAAAACACCCAAGGAUCAAAGCGGCCUGCGAGUACUGCCCCGGAUAGCGCAGGUCAAGCAAAAAAGAGACAAGCAACUGCAGCAUCAUCCGCACCAGCUGCACCUCUCGAUUCGAGACAAUAUCAGAGACCAGUACUUCCCAGUGCAUUGAAUAUCACAUCGAACGCCACAACGAGGACCGUAUCGACUACCUCAUCGAGUACCGCAGUGAAGAAUACACUACUGAACACAUCGAUGUCCGAAUCAGAUGCUUUUUCAAGUACCACAUCAAAGACUACAUCAAAGACUGCAUCAAAGACUGCAUCAAAGCCCGCAUCAAAGACUACAUCAAAUACCGCAUCGAACUCCAGAAAAUAUGCCGCUUCGCCUUUUACCAAUCCACAAGCUCAACUUGAUCAAAAAGACCAAAAUUAUGAGAAUCAGCUACGUGAGCAACAUCAGAUUGCCGAUGCCGAACGCCUAGACCGCGAACGUCGCCUAAGUCGCAAAAAAGAACUGCUUACGGAUGAAAGCUCCCUUUAUCGGCAUUACAAUGAGUACCUUCAACAUUUCCCGCUUCAGACCAGCGAGCGCAGGAACCAGUACCUUUCUCGUCUUCUUGCCAACCAAUAUAUACCCAUGCAGACUGAUAGUGAUUUGGGUCGUGCGAUCGCUUGUGCUAAGGAGCACUGGGACAUCUAUAUGGAAUACCCAAAGGAUAUCAACAGGGCUUUGGAAUAUGCAAAAGCAAAGACGGAGAGACAGUCAAAGGAAGAGAAUGGGAAAGGUGGAGCGAACCGGGAGAAGGCCCAGCGCUAAGGGUUCAAUGGGCCGGAGAGAAUCGACCUUGUGAGCUUGGAUGGAUUAGAGCCUUGGCUAAAGCACGAAAUACCGAAGCUAGAUAUUAAUAGUCUACAUGGCUCGUGGUGACGAGAAAUGUGUAGCGAAGAGUCAUGACUGUUUAAGGGGUACGAGGCAGCAUCCUGCUACAUCGAAAACUUGAAUUCUUUGCUUGGUUCUUAGCUUUAAGAGGCUUUGAAUACAAUUUUUACCUUCUCGACAGCGAAACACAGCCGAUCAGUCCGCUCCCUAACAAUGGUGUUGCGCACAAUGUCUUCAGAGCUGUUGUUGAGUUUUCACAGGGUCCUGCAGUGAAAUCCUGUUUCAGAACUACUGAACUACUGAUAUGCGUUGCCCAGGGGCGUAGUAGUGCAGCAACCACGUCAAUUCACACUGCCAACAUAAUCAAGAAACAAUGGAAAGAAUUCGCCUACCAACAUUUAAUAUCAAAUACCAA